This is a messenger RNA of Triplophysa rosa, 5335 nucleotides long. RefSeq names its product aromatase (gene cyp19a1a). The record is from RefSeq and is a predicted model, not a curated record. The transcript is spliced from 9 exons. The coding region runs from base 3307 to 4914 and encodes 535 amino acids. NCBI's taxonomy places the organism in Eukaryota, Metazoa, Chordata, Actinopteri, Cypriniformes, Nemacheilidae. Gene Ontology annotation, molecular function: heme binding; monooxygenase activity; oxidoreductase activity, acting on paired donors, with incorporation or reduction of molecular oxygen.
UAGGAUUUUUUUGUUGAAUUAAAUGAACUUUACUUUGUGUUAAGCAGAAGAAACAAAUGAGUUCGGAGCAAGUUUUUCUAUAUUCAGGAAAAAAUAGGGUGAAUGUACCAGGAGAAUGACAAAGGGCCCAAGUCUGAGCCUUGUGGUACACCAAUUGUCCAGCAGCUUUGAAGAAUAUGAUCUCGUGUGUUAUAACUGGGAUUCUCAAAUAUAAAUAAAAUGAUGCUAAUAGUGUCAUGGCUCUGCCUCACUUAGUCAUGUUUUUCUUGGUCCUGUGGCAGAGUCAUGGCAAAGCCUUUGGUUAUGUGUGGAGAGAAACAUAUUAUUGUCCUUUUGACAAUAAUAUGCGUGUCCAGUGUCUCGUCAUUGGCCCCGCCCCUCUCGUUUCCUGUAUUGUUUCCCGUCCGUGUCUAAUGUUUCCCACCUGCCCUCGCUCGUUAUCCUUCGUUUGUCUUACCUAUAAAUGCCCUCAUGUUUCUUUGUCCUGUGCUCGUGGGUUAUAUUGUUCUUGUAUUGUGCAUGUCCACUUGUGCGCUGUGCCCACUCGUGCUCUGUGCCCACUCGUGCUCUUGUUUGCUGUUGCUGUGGAUUACUUCCCAUCCGUUUUAGUAAGGGUUUAGUUCUUGUCUAGUGUUGUGUUAAGCCCAGUGUCAGUUAGUCUACGUCCUGUUGUUUGUAUUAUUUUGUGACCUUUCAUUUUCCCAAUCGAGGGUGUUUUGUUUUGUACUUUUGUUUUGUUAUUAAAUAAAUAUAUCUUGUUAACCCCUUCACUGCCGCUGCCUGCACUUGGGUUCUUCUUGCCACAGCUGUGACAAAUAGUGUUAUUGCAGCAUAAAAAUAGGCAUGAACUAAAAUUGUCGUUUCAAAAAGUCAUUGUUUUUGACCUUUCAAAAUGAAACCGCACGGGAUUUUUAUACAGUAUAAUGGAAAUGUGAUAACUGCUAUAUUUGCAGAGAUUUUUAUGUAACAGGCACUCAGAGGGUCAGUGCAGUGGACAUUACUUGUUUUUGAUAAGAGGAUGUGGUUUGGCUUCUCUCCCUGUUCACCACAUCUCAAACAUUGCAGUCGUUCUCUGUCAUUUGGCACUACUCGUGAGAAUCCGAACAGCCAUCCACCCACAACGGCCAUGCUGCAUCACACAAGUGGACCUCAACACGUCGUCUUCUCAGAAUGCUGGUGUAGAGCAGCAGACAGACAAUGUGACCAGACAAUGAAAGAAAGAAAAACAUGUGACAUCAUCACAAAACUGCUGCUAUACUGUUUCUCAUUAUUGAUUUUUCAUUUUGUAGACAUUUACCAUUAAUAACUGUUACAAAGACAGUUUUCUCAACACAACUUUCUUGGAAGUCCUGGUACAAAAAUAUGUGUAAAUGGUCUCUAAAUUUAUUGUUGGAAAAUAUGCACAUCUCCCCCUUCUCGGCCCCCUGCCCACAGUUUUGCCACAAGGGACAAACAACUUAGAAUUUCAAAACCCGAGGAUCACAAAGACCGUAUUCAAGUGACGUGGCCUUGAGUGUGCAGAGGGACAUUUUGUUCUCUGAUGAAUUAAAGAUUCCUUGUUUCUCUCAGUGAGACAUUCCUUCCUCAUAAAAUGAUCUCUUCUUCAUCAUGAGAGGCCCUGGAUUUCCAUAGAGUCCCGAUUUGCUAGUGUGUUUUGUCACUGCAUGUUCAAAGAGUUUGAUGUCAUUAUGAAAGGGUCAAAGACGUGAUGAGGACCACCAAGAGAUUUGCUAGCUAUCCUGUGGCUCAGUGAUUAGAGCAUGGCGCUAGCAACACCAAGGUCAUGGGUUGGAUCCCAGGGAUUGCACAUUCUCAGAUACAAAUGUAUAAUAUAAUGCAAUGUAAGUCGCUUUGGAAAAAAGCGUCUGCCAAAUGUAAAAUGUAACUGAUUCUCUUCUAAACACCCGAUUUGCUGUUUGGCAGAUGUUUUCAAAGUGAUUUAUAGUACAGUACAGUCCUGCUAGAGUUACCCGAGGUUCAGUUUCAUACUCAAGGGGAAUACAGUAACCAACAACAUCUAGUUAACUAGUCUAGAGCUUUAACCACUUGGUUCCCACCGUAAAGUAUUGGCCAAUCUGUCAUUCUUCUGUAAUACAUCUGAAAUACUGUAAAUCAAAUGCAUGUGAGGGAAACACAUGACGUGAAUGAAAUAUUAUAAUAAUAUUCAUAUAUCAUAUGUAUUUCAAUUCUCAUGAUGAUUAGGCAAGUAGGUACACAUGAUGUAUGAGACACACACACUUCACACAGAAAUGUCCAGAGAGCUCCAUGCAUCUGCACUGACGGCGCUCACACAUGUCUGCUUGUUUCCAUAAAUUCUUCAGAAAUGAAAGUGGGCGUUCAGUGAAUUCAUAACGUCUCGGAUUCUGACGCACAAUGGCAAAACUGAAGAGACACAAAAUAGCCUCUGUGUUCACUGAAACAAUUUGUUGGUGGUUUAAAUCUAAUGGUGCAAAAACAUAAAAUGCCUGCAGUGAAUAAUGUACAUGCUUACAGACUCAUACAUCAGAAACAUUCAGAAAGCAAAGAGUUACACAUAUUACACAUCAAAAGAUAUUUGUGCAAUAGAGUCACUCACACCCAUGACAGUGGUUUGCAGUUUACAGUUCCAGUAGAUAACAAAAGUAGUAAGAGCUUUUCCUUUGAAAGGGUUGGAUCACCAAAAAAUGACUUUCUUUCUUCUCCAGAACAAAAGAAGAUAUUUUGAGGAAUGCUGAUUACCGAACAACACUGAACCCCAUUCACAUCCAUAGUAUGGACAGAAAACCAGUCAAUGGGUACUGCCGUUGUUCGGUUGUAUGAAGGUGUGAAAUGAAUGUAGAUUGGAUUCGAAGAGAAAUGAUAUGAGUUCAUAUUGAGAUUUCCAAUAAUAUUGACCAAUCUGAGCUCAGUUUGACACAUUGUUGACAUCUCUUCUGAAACUAACAUUUGUGACUCUUUUUCUCAGGAGAAAUAUCUGAGACUCAGAUGAGACUUACUUUAAGCAAACGUUUCCAUUUGCUCUCCAUUUAAUCGAAUGAUCUGCUGCAAUGAUGAGUGAAAAGAAAAGCCAAAGUGAAAUGAGGGCCUGUGUGGUGUUUUGUUGAGCAGGAGGGGUCGCAGGAUGACUCAAGGACAUGAAGCAGAUGUGUUUCUCAUCUCUGCUCUUUGAUGUCUUUAAUGAGUUGAGCACAGUUGAGGGUUGAUCAUGUUUUGGAAACUCUGUGAUGCUGAAGGACACGCACAUGGAGCAAGGUUACGCUUGAGUUUUAUUUUGACUUUUGAAUGAUCCCGAUCACACCCCAUGUGAGCGUUCCGAUAUAAAAGUCUAUGCGUGCUCUACAGACACGUUACUCUCUUCUUCACACACGUGUUCUUAUGGCAGCCGAACUGCUCCAGCUCUGCGGAAUGCAACCUUUGCGUCUCGACGGUGAGGCCGCGGUGGAUUUUCUGAUUCACGGGGCUCGUAACGGCACUGACAGAGCCGCCGAACACCUGCAUGGAUCCACAGUCACAUUACUGCUGCUGUUUAUCUGCCUGCUGCUGGCCAUCAGACAUCACCAGACAGACACAUCUCAUAUACCCGGUCCUUGUUUUCUUCUGGGUCUGGGGCCUCUGUUGUCUUACUGUCGGUUCAUCUGGUGCGGGAUCGGAACGGCCAGCAACUACUACAACUCCAGAUAUGGAGACAUGGUGCGGGUGUGGAUCGACGGUGAGGAGACUCUCAUCCUGAGCAGGUGCUCUGCUGUGUAUCACGUGUUGAAGAGAUCUGUGUACACCUCGCGCUUCGGCAGUAAACUGGGUCUGCAGUGUAUCGGGAUGCACGAACAGGGCAUCAUAUUCAACUCCAACGUCACACUCUGGAGGAAAAUACGCACAUUCUACGCCAAAGCUCUAACAGGUCCGGGUCUUCAGAGGACUUUGGAGAUCUGCACAUCUUCCACAAACACACACCUGGAUGAUUUGUCUCAGCUGACAGAUGCUCACGGACGUGUGGACAUUCUGAAUUUGCUGCGCUGUAUUGUGGUGGACAUCUCUAACAGACUCUUUCUGGGAGUUUCUCUCAACGAGCGAGAUCUGCUUCAGAAGAUUCAAAAUUAUUUUGACACCUGGCAGACGGUUCUUAUCAAACCUGACGUGUACUUCAGACUGGACUGGCUGCACAGAAAACACACACGAGAGGCUCAGGAGCUGCAGGACGCCAUUGCGGCUCUUAUAGAGAAGAAAAGAUGUCAGCUGUCACAGGUCGAGAAACUCGAGCACCUGGACUUCACUGCAGACCUGAUAUUCGCUCAGAGUCACGGCGAGCUGAGCACGGACAACGUCAGACAGUGUGUGUUGGAGAUGGUGAUCGCGGCUCCAGACACUCUGUCGGUCAGUUUAUUCUUCAUGCUGCUGUUACUCAAGCAGAAUCCAGACAUCGAGCUGAAGAUCCUGCAGGAAAUACACACUGUUUUAGCUGACAGAAGCCUUCAGCACUCAGAUCUUUCCAGGUUUCAUGUUCUGGAGAGUUUUAUCAACGAGUCGCUUCGGUUUCAUCCGGUCGUGGACUUCACCAUGCGGCGAGCGCUGGCUGAUGAUGUCAUUGAGGGUUACAGAGUGAAGAAAGGGACAAACAUCAUAUUAAACACGGGCCGGAUGCACAGAUCCGAAUUCUUCCCCAAACCAAACCAGUUCAGUCUGGACAACUUCCAGAAAAAUGUGCCGAGUCGUUUCUUUCAGCCAUUCGGAUCAGGCCCUCGUUCUUGUGUGGGAAAACACAUCGCCAUGGUGAUGAUGAAGUCGAUUCUGGUGACGCUGUUGUCACGGUUCUCUGUGUGUCCUGUGAAGGGCUGUACUGUUGACAACAUCCCUCAAACCAACAACCUCUCCCAACAGCCGGUGGAGGAGACGCCUUCAGCUCUCAGUGUUCAGCUCACCCUGAGAAACUCUCUCUGAUUCCUCUCAUCAUCUAUUUAUCAAACACCUUGUUUUAUGACAUUUGUAUGCUCACAUUUGUUUGUAAUAAUUGUGUAUGUAUUUGAGAUAGUACGUCACUGUGUCAUUUUGUGUAUUAUUAUUUCAUACGACUUAUAUUCAUAAAUAAAUCUACUGUAUAAUGUAUUUGGAAUUGAUUGAUUGUAUGGAAAGGAGAAAUCAGCUUGGCUGGUCAACAGUGAUUGAAGUACUAAAUCCAACUUCAUUCAUAUCGUUAUAUAGUUAUUGUAAUAUACGUUUAGGGGUUUUGUAGAGAUUAGGUAUGUGUAGGAGGUGUGUGUGUGUGCGUGUACCAUAGAUGCAGUUCUUCAUCAAGACAAACAGUCUUCAUUGUUACAUAAAUGAUUCAUUGUGUUGUGUGAUAAAGUUUUAUUUCUCUACA